AUGGUGCAACUCACUACCAUUGCCGGCGCUCUAUGUGCAAUUGGUCUCGUGAGCGCCCAAUGCCCGUAUGCGAAUCCUGCCUAUCUGUCGAAAAGAGAAGAGUCGGUCGAUGCUACCAGCAACAGAGAUGGCUCACGAGGCCACAUGCAAGGCUACGAGGUGGACGACUCUUCUGGCUUCCUCACCUCUGACGUUGGCGGCCCUUUCAGCGAUCAGGAAAGCCUAAAGGCGGGCGAUCGGGGCCCGACAUUGCUCGAGGAUUUCAUCUUUCGCCAGAAGAUUACUCACUUUGACCAUGAACGUGCAAGUUCUUCCCCAGGCGACCCCGUCCAUGCCCGCGGCGCCGGCGCAUACGGAACCUUUACAAGCUACGACGACUUUGGCAACAUUACGGCCGCGUCGUUUCUCGGCGCCAAGGGCAAGAAGACGCCCAUGUUUGUUCGCUUUUCGACCGUCUUGGGAUCACGAGGCAGCACGGACACGGCACGAGACAUUCGCGGCUUUGCUACACGAUUCUAUACCGAUGAGGGCAACUUUGACAUUGUCGGGAACAAUGCGCCAGUCUUUUUCAUCCAGGACGCCAUCCAGUUCCCCGACCUCGUUCACGCUCUGAAGCCCGAGUCCAAGAAUGAGAUUCCGCAGGCGUCCACUGCACACGAUACUGCCUGGGACUUUUUCAGCCAGCAGACAACGGCGCUGCAUGCCGUCUUUUGGGCCUUGUCUGGCCAUGGUGUUCCGAGGAGCUUUCGACACAUGGAUGGCUUUGGCGUUCAUACAUACCGUCUUGUGACGGAAAAGGGUGAUUCAAAGCUGGUCAAAUGGCACUGGCGAUCGAAGCAGGGCCUGGCAUCGCUCUACCAGGAAGAGUCGCAGCACAUCACCGGCAAAGGCGCCGACUUUCACCGACAGGACCUCUACGAUGCCAUCGAGGCCGGAUACUAUCCCGAGUGGGAGCUCAACGUUCAGAUUGUUGAUGAGGACAAGGCACUUGCAUUUGGAUUCGAUUUGCUGGAUCCCACAAAGAUCCUGCCCGAAGAGCUGGCUCCCUUGCACCCUCUCGGCGUGAUGAGACUGGACGCCAACCCAGCCAAUUACUUUGCUGAAACAGAGCAAGUCAUGUUUCAACCUGGACACAUUGUUCGCGGCGUCGAUUUCUCGGAUGAUCCGCUUCUCCAAGGUCGCAUCUUCUCGUACUUGGACACGCAGAUUAACCGCCACGGCGGUCCCAACUUUGAGCAGCUUCCCAUCAAUCGACCGAUUGCACGGGUGCGCAACAACAACCGCGACGGCGCCGGCCAAGUCUUUAUUCACAAAAACGCCGCCCCUUACUCACCAAACACCCUCAACAACGGCUCCCCCCUGCAGGCGGACCAGUCGACCGGCCGCGGCUUCUUCACCGCGCCGGGUCGCCAAGCCCCGGGCCACCUGGGGCGGCGGCGCUCCGCGACCUUUGCCGACCACUGGAGCCAGCCGCGGCUCUUUUACAACUCGCUCAGUAAAGCGGAGCAGCAGAUGCUCAUUGACGUGCUGCGGCUCGAGUUGAGCGUGCUGGUGCAGCCCGGCAUCCGGAAAAACGUCCUCAAGCAGCUCAACAGGAUAAGCCACGACAUUGCGCGGCGCGUGGGCCGGGCGCUCGGCACGGAGGACCCGCCGCUGCCGCCCGACGACCAUUACUACCACGACAACACGACGGCGCACAUGUCGGCGUACGGCGCGGCGCCGCUGCCCACGAUUGCCGGGCUGCGCGUGGGCGUGCUCGUCGACAGCGAGUCCGGCGCGUCGGUCGCGCAGGGCCGGGCGGUCAGGGACGGGCUGCGGGCCGCCAAGGUGUUUGCGAGCACGGUAGGGGAGAGGACGGUCGAGGGCGUGGACAGGACGCUGGCGGCGACGGACGCGACAGUGUUUGACGCGGUGGUUGUGGCGGACGGCACGGCGGCGCUGUUUGAGGCGGGCGCGGGCGCCGCCGCCGCGAGGUCGACGUAUUACCCGCCGGGGCGGCCGGGCCAGAUUGUGACGGACAGCUUCCACUGGGGCAAGCCGGUUGGGUUCUUGGGGACGGGCAAGGAGGCCAUUAACCGGACGGGCAUCAAGGCUGGGCCUGGCGUCUAUGUGGGCAGUGAUGUCGAGUCCAUGGUGAAGAAUGUCAAGGAGGGGCUGGCGACGUUUAAGUUUCUUGACCGUAUCGCUUUGGAUGAGAGCGAGUAG
Beauveria bassiana ARSEF 2860 is the source of this 2205-nucleotide messenger RNA. Its product is annotated as Catalase-like domain, heme-dependent. The transcript has 6 exons. Gene Ontology annotation, cellular component: cytosol. Gene Ontology annotation, biological process: response to oxidative stress; hydrogen peroxide catabolic process. The coding region runs from base 1 to 2205 and encodes 734 amino acids. Gene Ontology annotation, molecular function: catalase activity; heme binding. NCBI's taxonomy places the organism in Eukaryota, Fungi, Ascomycota, Sordariomycetes, Hypocreales, Cordycipitaceae. The record is from RefSeq and is a predicted model, not a curated record.